Messenger RNA from Enterobius vermicularis (human pinworm), 1311 nucleotides. Lineage: Eukaryota; Metazoa; Nematoda; Chromadorea; Rhabditida; Oxyuridae. The record is from the annotation of a GenBank genome assembly.
AUGUCUACCCGUAGUUUAUUUACCUUUUUACGUGGCCACAACAAAGUUCAAACCAAUUUCUUCGUUUUAGGGAUGUCUCAUUCUACGUCCACUUCGACAACACUGCUUCCAGAGGCUCCCGACGGAGGUUAUGGCUGGAUUAUCGUCUUUACAUCCUUUAUGAUACACUUCAUUUGUGAUGGUAUUUCAUUUUCGUUCGGUAUUCUAUUUCCUCAGAUACAAGAAAAUUUCAAUACGACAACGACAAUGUCGGGAAUCAUCGGCUCUAUUUUUCUCUCCAUGCCGCUUCUCUUAGGUCCCGUUGCUGGUGUACUUACUGAUAUUUAUGAUUGCAGGAUGACAAUAGUUGGUGGUAUCAUAGCUGCAUCUGGAGCAUUUGUCUCGUAUUUUGCUUUUGGAGUUUGGCAGUUUCUCUUUACUUUCGGUGUGAUUGUUGGAGUCGGGCUUUGCUUAUGUUUUAAUACAGCAAUAGUUGCGGUAACUUAUUAUUUUCAAAAAAAACGGGCAUUGGCAACGGGUAUUGCUGUUUGCGGCUCAGGUGCUGGUACUGCUAUUUUCGCUCCUUUUUUAGAAAUGGUAUGUUCUUGCUAUUCCCAGAAUCCUAAUGCUUUGCUGAAUAAGGAACUCCCGAAACUUCCAAGUUCAUAUGGUGCUGCGCAGGGCAGGGUUCCUGCGUCCAACGUUGUUAUGUUUGGCUGGCAAUGCCAUGGGUUUGACAAGCUGAGUCGCCGUGCUCCUUCUGCUCCCGUCAUCUUUUUCAGGCGGAAGAGGAAGUCUCAUGUUAUUAGUUUUGCAAAAUGGCUAUCAGUAGUAGUAUCACUGUUAUCUGUCCCUUCCUUUUCUGUGUACCUGGUCAGCACUUUCAUUUUAUAUUUGUUUUUUGAUAUUCCAUAUGUAAAUUUUCCGGAGCACGCUACCCAACAUUUAAAUGUCACUGAAACUCAGUCGUCAUACCUCGUUGCCACCAUUGGUAUAUUCAACACAGUAAGCAUGUUAGUUUGUGGAUUGCUUGCGGAUUGGAGAAUGUGUGUUCUAAUAGCACCAUUUGUAAAAUCCUAUUAUGUUCUAAUGGCGCUUUGCGCUGGGUUUGGUUUCUUCAUUAGUGCUAACUAUGUACUCGCUUCCGUGAUUACAGUCCAUCUGCUUUGCUUAUAUGAUUUCCAGACUGGAUACGGUCUUCUUUGUUUAGUUGAAGGACUUGGCAAUCUUUUUGGACCUGGGCUUGUUGGUGAAUACUCUUUAAUUCUUCAACCAUUUGUGGGUUUUCUGUUCGUUUAUUUUUUAAAUAAAACUGCCUCUAGUUUUACAUAA